UUGCAUUUUUUGAUGGCUGUCUUCUUCUCAUCAUGUCGAAGUCGUGUUUCGUUCAAUCUCUUCAAGUUUUUCCAGUGAAAACUUUGUUCAGUGUAAUGGGAUAAUUCUAUUCCUAUUUCUUCAUUUUUUGUGAGUUGGUGGCGCGUGCGUGUAACAAAUUGAUUCAAUAUCAAUUUCAUUUUCCUUUGGGUGAACCCGUAACCAUCUACCUUUGACUGUAACUUGGCGUGCCUUGUUAAUAUUUUGUGAAUCUACUUCAACAUUAUCAUCUACUUUCAACUUGGAUUGACGUGCCUUGUUGCUGUUAAUGAAUCUGUUUCAAUAUCAUAUUGAAUCUUCUUUUAAACUUGAUUUCGAACUGUAACUUCCUAAUGUUUGGUAAUGCCCUGCCUUUACUUGACUGUUGUGUUUAAACUGGUAGCCACACACUUGCUUAGGCCUACCUCAGUUUCCAUAUGAACUGGACAAUUCAACUAAAGUUAGCUCUUCAACUAUUGAACAGUGAUUAAUAUUUUCUUGGAAGAUCUUUCAAUGUUUCCAUAUGAACUGGACAAUUCAACUAAAGUUAGCUCUUCAACUAUUGAACAGUGAUUAAUAUUUUCUUGGAAGAUCUUUCAAUGUUUCCAAACGAACUGGGAGUUAUCAAUGUGCUGUAACCAAUCGUCCUAUCCAUACAAGUGUUGGAAAUCUGCAUCAAUUCAUCACGGACAGUAUACCCAUACUUCAAGCAAGCCUACCUUGACUAUUUCCUGGAGCCAACUUGAACACCACUAUCAUGUUGAAACCCUAGACAUUGUCAGCGUCGUCUGAUCCGAAUAUAUUUGAUACAAGUACAAAUAAUGGCGCAGAAUUCUUCAUCAGCCUUUAUGAACUGACGUCGGUGAUUGAGCCGAAUUCGGGGUUGAUGUGGUCCGCUGUUGAAACUCUGCAAGAAGCCAUCAAAAAUCCUGCAGCGCAGCAUGCUUUGAUUCAUACAUUCAAGUUCGUACCUGUACUCACCGAGUUGUUGAAAAAUUGCACAAAUGAUGAUAGACGAGUUCAAGUUCUGAGAUUAAUGCAGGAUUGUACUUUUGGUGUAAAAAUUCAAUGGCAAGAAGCCUAUUUGAGAACACUGAUCUCAUUACUGGUAGAAUGGAUCACGUGUUUAGGAAGGAACAACGAUUUGGUCUCUUUAUCGUUGGGAGUGCUUGUUAACUUAUGCUGCAAUAAUCCCCCGGCAAUCUACACGCUCAAAUGUUCAAUUGAAUUGAAAGAUCUCGUACAAGCAGUACUGGCUCUUCCAAGAAAUAACUUUGAUAUUAGAGUACAGGCGUACAGACUGCUCUCCAUUCUGGAUAAAAUCGAAGGAGAGCUUCCUGAUGAUGAAAUUCUAUCAUCUAUCAAAUGGACUUUCAAAAGAUUACAAGAGACAUUCCAGUCAAGGAGCAGUUACACAAUGAAGCAAAUUGUCGACUACUUCACAGAUAUCCAGAGUAAUACAAACUUCAGAAAAGUUCUCCAGACAUACCAGAGUUUCAAGCAAGAUAUUGAUACGCUCAUCAAAUUAUUAGAAAACAACUCUCCAGGCUAUGCAACGGAGUGUACAGCUGUUCUGUUGGAGUUUCUUCAAGCUUUGAUUGAAUUGGAUUCUCCAGAGAAGGAACUAGGAUACGAUCGUCUAUUGAAAAUCGCUCUAGCCUUGGCUGGUGAAGAUUGCCGCCUCAGUAGAUGCACAUUCCACUUGGUCAGAGCCAUUCUCGUCAAUUCUAAUCUUGAGAGCCAAGUAGAAAGUGAAAAUUACCUACUUGGCGAUCUAGAGGAUUAUUUAAAGGUAGUAUUAUCUCUUAUGGAGGAGAGAGCCAAGUCUGUCCUAGAUUACAAAAGUUGGAUGGUUGAUAUCCUCACACUUCUUCUUGAAUGUAGUAGUAAUACACCUUACCUACAAGAGAAAAUCAGUUCAUCUCUGAAUUUAUCGGUAAUUAAGGAUAUAUUCAAUGCAGAUUUUACAUGUUCGAAUUCCGAAAAUCUUUUCGAUUCCACUUUGAAUGCGUUGUAUAUAAAGAGUUUCGCACUAGUUUCAUCAUUGUCAAAAACGUCCCAAGCCUGGAAUAGCUUGUUGAAUGAUUUGAAGGGGAGCAAAAGACUUCAAACUCGCUUGGCAACAGCUUUGUACACUGGAGAUAAACAAAUCAAAUCCUUGGUUUUGCUACUGCUGCAGCAAAUAAACGACAGCAGUACACUGGAUGAAAUAUCGCAAUCUAUGGCAGAACUGAGUGCGUUUCUGGUACCUGAUGCCGCACUGCAUCGUAAUGGCCAUUUCAACGGAUCAUUUCCACCAAAUAACUGUCUGCCGAACAACAGUCGAACAGAAAUCACCAUCAGUGCUCCUCUCUUUACCGAUAUUCAGAAGAAGCAACUUGAUAACUGUAUCAAUAAUGUCACAAACGCUAUCGCUAACAAUCAGAUGGAGGGAAUCGGCGCGGAAACUGUGCUGGAAAUGUACCAGUACAAGAUGGCGUCAAUGGCGCACUCUGAGCAGGUGCUGGCGAGCAACCUGGCGAGUGUGGACUGGCACUGCACGCAGCUGCGACACCGGCUGGCCUGCCUGAGCGGCGAGUCGACGCGGCUGCUCGCUCUGCUGCACGCCAAGGAGCAGGCCAUCCUAGACUCAAAGCAGCUCAUCGCCAAGCACAAGCACGAGCUCUGUGACAUGGAGCGUGGAGUGCAUGCUGCACGCAACCGGUGUGCCAAUAUUAUUGAAGAGUUGAAAGCAAAGCAGAACAUGAACGAAGAAUUGAGAAAUAAAAUAAAAUUUCUCAACGAGGAAUUGGAAGAAAUGAAAACUUUGAAUAGUUCUUUGGUGUCCAAUAAUGAAACACUUGUAUCACAGAUAAAACACCAUACUGACAAACAAAAAGGUCUUGAAGAAAGAAUAUCUGUCCUCCAAAAAGAUUUGGAAACUGCCAGAGUCGAAGCCAACGAUGCUUUGAAAAUGAAGGAUAAAGAAAUAUCUGACCAUAAAAGGCACAUUUCAAAAUUGGAGGAAUCUAUCAACUCGAAAGACAAGGACAUUGCUCAGUACAGAUCUGAGAUAAAUGAAUUGGAAGAAAUGAGAGAUGGCAUUAUGAAAGCAUUCAUGAAAAAGGCCAAGAAAUAGGUAGUUUUUAAGAUCACAUUACUUGUCAAGUGAAAAAGUAUUAUGUUAAUGAUUUUGUAUUAAACUAGUUUUGAUAGAAAAAUGUAA
Molecule: messenger RNA, 3223 nt
Organism: Nilaparvata lugens (brown planthopper)
Lineage: Eukaryota; Metazoa; Arthropoda; Insecta; Hemiptera; Delphacidae
Exons: 13
Coding region: 905-3136 (743 amino acids)
Source: RefSeq, a predicted model, not a curated record